This is a messenger RNA of Miscanthus lutarioriparius, 4122 nucleotides long. NCBI's taxonomy places the organism in Eukaryota, Viridiplantae, Streptophyta, Magnoliopsida, Poales, Poaceae. The record is from the annotation of a GenBank genome assembly.
AUGGCGGAGGUACUGGCCACCAUGGUGGUCGGGCCGCUGGUGUCCAUGGUGAAGGAGAAGGCCUCCAGCCACCUCCUGGACCAGUACAAGGUCAUGGAGGGCAUGGAGGAGCAGCACAAGCUCCUCAAGCGCAAGCUGCCCGCCGUCCUGGACGUCAUCACUGACGCCGAGGAGCAGGCAGCGAAAAACAGAGAGGGGGCGAAAGCUUGGCUUGAGGAGCUCCGGACCGUGGCCUACAAGGCGAACGAUGUCCUUGACGAGUUCAAGUACGAGGCACUCCGCCGCAAGGCAAAGGCAGAGGGGCACUACAAGGAGUUCGGUAUGGAUGUCAUAAAGCUCUUCCCUUCUCACAACCGCUUUGUGUUCCGUUAUAGGAUGGCAAACAAGCUCCGUAUGAUUUUGCAAGAAGUUGAUGUCCUCAUAGUAGAGAUGAAUACCUUUAGGUUCAAAUUCAAACCACAGCCACCAAUGUCCAUGAAGUGGAGGCAGACAGAUCCUAACAUGCCAGACAAUUAUGUGAACAUUGCAAGUGACUCAAGAGCAAAAGAGAAGGAGGAGAUUGUUGAUGCAUUGCUUGGCCAAGGGGACAAUGUGGGUCUCACAGUCCUUCCUGUGGUAGGAAUGGGCGGGAUGGGCAAGACCACAUUAGCGCAGCUUGUUUACAAUGACUCCGCCAUUCAGAAGCACUUCCAGGUUCAGAUCUGGGUGUGUGUGUCGGAAAACUUUGAUGUGGAUUCCCUGUUUGAAACAAUAGUGAAAGAGGCUAAAAACAAUGGUUGUCAAAUGACCAGUGGUUCACCAAUGGAAAAGUUUAAAAGUGCAGUGAGUGGGAAGAAGUAUCUCCUUGUACUAGAUGAUGUAUGGAACCGUGAGGCUAACAAGUGGGAUAAGUUGAGGUCCUACCUUCAUCAUGGUGCCCCCGGUAGCUCAGUUUUGACAACAACUCGUGAUGAAAAUAUUGCUCAGUUCAUGGGGACAAUCGAAGUCCAUAAGAUCAAGCACUUGGAAGAAAGCUACAUAGAAAAAAUUAUCAAGAAAGAAGCAUUUAGUGUGCAAGCACAAAAGCCUGAUGAUCAGCUACUCAAUAUGGUCGGUGAUGUUGUGAAGAGAUGUUCUGGUUCUCCUUUAGCUGCUACAGCAUUGGGCUCUGUACUUCGUACUAAGAAUACCGUGCAAGAAUGGGAGGCGGUAUUAAACCGAAGCACAAUUUGUGAUGACGAAAAUGGAAUCUUACCAGUACUCAAGCUCAGUUACAAUUGCUUGCCACCACAUAUGCGACAGUGCUUUGCCUUUUGUGCAAUGUUUCCUAAGGAUCAUGAGAUUGAUGUGGAAAUGCUGAUCCGACUAUGGAUGGCUAAUAGUUUUAUCCCGGAGCAAAAAAGAGUGUGUCCUGAAGUCACUGGUAAACAAAUUUUCAAUGAGCUAGCCCAAAGGUCAUUUUUUCAGGAGGUGCAGCAAGGCAAAUUUAACAGACAAAUUACUUGUAAAAUCCAUGACCUUAUGCAUGAUGUUGCACAGGAUUCAAUGGGAAAAGAAUGUGCUGCAAUAGAUACAAAACUGAGCCAAAGUGAGGAUUUUCCAUACUCCGCUCGCCAUUUAUUUCUAUCAGUUGACAUUGAAGAAAAUGUUUUGAAUGGUUCCAUAGAGAAAGGGUCUCCAGCUAUCCAGACACUAAUAUGUGAUAGAUCCAAAAUAACAGAUGUGCAGAAAUUAUCAAAAUAUUUGCGGCUUGUCCGAGCCUUAAAGACACGGCAAGGUCCAUUUCUAAAGCCGAAAUAUCUUCAUCACCUAAGGUAUCUUGAUCUCUCAAGAAGUGAUAUUGUAGCACUUCCUGAAGACAUUACCAUCCUGUAUCAUCUGCAAACAUUGAACCUAUCCUAUUGUGAAAGUCUUCAACAACUUCCAAAGGCAAUGAAGUAUAUGACAGCCCUCCGUCACCUCUACACUCACGGAUGUCCGAAGUUAACGAGCAUGCCUCCAAACCUCGGACACCUCACUUCCCUGCAGACGCUUACAUGCUUUGUAUUAGGUACUGGCUCGGGUUGCAGUAACAUGGAAGCGCUGGAGAACUUGGACCUUGGUGGCCAGCUGGAGCUAAGGAAGCUUGAAAAUGCGACAGGAGCAGAUGCAAAAGCAGCAAAACUUUGGGACAAGAAAAGGCUGGAAGAACUAACAUUAAGAUGGUCUAACGACAAUGAAAAGGAGGCACAUAAAAAGGUGCUGGAUGGCCUCCGACCUCAUGAUGGGCUAAAGGCUCUGAGGAUGUAUUGCUACAGUAGCAGUAGUAUUCCAACAUGGAUGCUUGAGCUGCAAGGCAUGGUGGAGCUCGAGUUAGAAGAUUGCCAAAAUCUCGAGAAGCUUCCUGCACUCUGGCAGUUACAGUCCCUCCAGUUUCUUCACCUGAGCAACCUACAAAAUUUACAUUGCUUGUUCAGCGGUGGUGCCCCGUCCAAGUUUCAGCUGAAGAUGAUGGCCUUGAAAAAUAUGCCAAAAUUUACGAUGUGGUGGGAUAGGAGUGAGGUGCAAGGAGAACAAGUAACAUUUCCUUCGCUUGAGCAACUAGAUGUUUUUGGUUGCCCAGAGUUGACUACUUUUCCUGAAGCACCGAAGCUAAGAAAAGUAGAACUAUCCAACUGUAGAGAGCAACCAUCCCAACGGGUCACAAGAGAGGUGUACUUAACAGGGGGAGAUCUGUACUUAAGAGGCAGAGGGUGUGACCUUUUCUUCUCUGGCUCGAGUGCACUGGCGCUAUGGAAAUGUUUUGGACAGCUAGCAAAAUUGGACAUUUAUGAGUGCGAUGCUCUAGUCUACUGGCCAGAGAAAUUGUUCCAGGGCCUAGUAUCCUUGAGGACGUUAAAGAUUAGCAAGUGCAACAAACUGACAGGACUCACGGAAGAUGAAGCUUCUCAUGGGCAAUCUGCUCUAGUACAAUGGAGUGGAACCCUCGUGCCACGUCUGGAGUCCCUAGUGAUACGUGGCUGCGAAUCUUUGGUACAGGUCCCAAACCUAUCGACAUCUCUCAAGAAGUUACUUAUUUGGGAGUGCAAGAGUCUCAAAUCCAUUGCAUUCGGUGAGCAGCAGGACACGACGGGGCUGGAAACGUCAUCAUCAUUGAUUGCUGCAGGGUCGUCCUCGUCCAGCAAUGAGGAUGAAUCCACGGUGUCUACAGCUGUAGUACAAUCUCUAGACAUAAAUGACUGCAGUGGCUUGACAGAGGUUGCCAACCUUCCUCCGUCCAUCAAGACCUUGACGAUUUGGGAAUGCGGCAGUCUUGUUUCCCUGUCAGGAGAGGUCCCGUCGUUGGAAGAACUCGAGAUUGGUGACUGUGGAUGCCUGCAAUCCUUACCGAAUGGACCUCAUCAAGUAUACUCAUCUCUCAGAGUUCUUAGGAUUACUCAAUGUCCUGGUAUAAAGCAGCUUCCACCGAGCCUACAGCAACGUCUGGAUAACCUCGAGGAGAAAUAUCUAAACCCCCAUCUUCUUCAAGAGAAUUCAGGGACGUUUCAUCCGCUGGUGCUCAACGCUGCCCACACUGGCAGCGUCGUCGACUUCGUCGUGCUCUCCACCUGCAGCCAGGAAAGUAGCCAAACCGCUUGUGAGAGGUUCAGACGUCCACAAUGCUGUGAGCAACUGAUCUUGAUUUUGGGACGUACCCCACGUGACAGGGGCGAGUUGGUAUCUAUAGGGGGACAACAACCUGACUGUACACCUAGUAGUGCAAGCCCUCAGACUCCUCAAGCCUUGUCCGACGAGCCCGUACAACCACGUAGUGUUGGUCAGUCCUCCAAGAGAGUCACUAGGGACCAUUCCGUUAAUAGUCCUCGCAAUAAGAAGAGUAGCAUGACUCCAACCCUUGAUGAUUGCCUUGAUGACCUGAGAGACAUUAUCAGGGAUACUAGGGCGCAUAAGGCCCAUCAAGCCACUGAUGCUGAGGAGAUGACCCAAGUCAAUCAGAUUCUGAAGCAAGAUGGUUACAACGAGAGUGAUGUAGUCUUGGCCCAAGCCCUUAAUCUUUGCAACAACAGGCUCCAUUGUCGGGCUUUUCUUGAUUUGGAAACAAAAGAGGGCUGGCUAAACUGGGUGAAUGUCUCAUGGGACUUCGUUUUCUCCAAGUCCAAGUGA